UUCUCCCCCAUCUCCAUUGAUUUUUUGUGGUUCACUCUGGUUCACUGUUCCAAAAUUAUUAUCUGAGUCUUCUUCUCUUUCUUCUCCUCUCCUCCUCCUCUUCCUUCUUCUUUUGCCCUUAUUAUCGCGUGACCAUUCCCAGUUCUGUUCUUGUGGUUGAAGUGACGUUCCUAUCGGUAACUACCCAGUAGUCUGGAACUAAUCUAUCUCUCUAUCUCUCUCUUGCUUCGUCCUCCGCCAUGUCCCUGAAACCUUCCUCCUGAGCGUGCCCCUACGCCCUACUUUCCGAGAGUAUUUGACCCUCACUGAAUUGGUUUGGUCUUGCUUCGUCUUGGUUCUAAUCGCGACGCCCAGCUCUUUCCCACGCCCUCCUCGCCCUCCCCGCAUCGCCCUAUCGUCGACAGUCAAACGUCUGCCGCUCACCGUCUCCAUUGCUCCACUUUUCUUAUCGAACAGAAAGCUGGGAGUUCAUCCGUUCUGCACCCCCUUCCACUUCGCCAUGGACCAAGGGCAUUCCCUGCCCUGGUCGGACAUUCCUCCGUCCAACGACGAUGAAUUCACCAACUUUCUCGAGUUUGGAAUGCAGUUUCCCGACGUGGACAGUCAACCUCAAUCGGACCAUCACGUCUCUCGUCCAUUGAUUCACGCUGCCACCAUGUCUUUGCCCGUCUCGACCGCCGCUGCGCAAGAGCAAUUGGUUAGCUUGGAUACUGGCGGCAUGACUGCGUCCGCUUCGUCGUACAGCCCCAUGAUCAACAACGAUUUCGCCCUGGACCUUGCCCAUCACGGACAACAAGGUCAGCCACAUGGCUCGUCCUUCUCGACCGCGCCAAUGCCCCCGGCCUUUUAUGCACAUAAACCACCCAUUUACCAUCCUCAUCAGCACCCACCAGUGCCGGAUCAGUCACACUCGUUAUCGCAAUCUAGACAGUCCAUGCCCCAAUCCUUUGUCCCGCAAGGCAGACCGGUCAUUCCUCCCACUCCGAACAGUGUCGAGUUUCAUGGAAAUGCUGCUACAUUCCCGCAGCGGGCGGACGACACUCGCGAAGUUUACGAACGGUUUACCCGUGUGAAUGAUGAACAGGCUCUUUACACCCCGCUUGUCUCGCCAGCCAUGACGCCGUUGGAAGCUCAGUUUCGUCUUCCUGAAUACACGAUUCCUGGAGAGUACUUCACCCCCCUCACUUCACCAGCUCUCGAGGCGCAGAACACGAACUCAAGCAGCUAUCCUUUCCAUUCCAGCCAGGUGUCGGAGCUGGGGUUUGUCCCUUCACCUGCCGACAAUCCCCUUACCAUGGCAUCCAAUCAGUCGUCCCCGGGGCUGAUACGGAAACAUCGCCGACAGCCGUCCAGCACCAAGUCCUUCUCGGCCCGUGCGAAAAAGCAGCAAUCGCCCUCUGUUCGGCCACAAACACGCAAAAAGUCUUUGAUGAGCCUCAAUGCCGACGAGCUUUUGAAUAGCCUCAAUCAAGAACAGGUUGCGAAUGCCACCCAAGCCUCCGGCGAGAGUGGACUUCUUUAUGCCAGCAAUGAGAGCUCCGGUCAAGAUUCGGUCUCGCCAGAGCCUCUCUCUGAGCCCUUAAUGCCCCCGCCUGCUUUGCCUCCCUCGCGGAGAUCGCCGGCCGUUCGCCCUCAGCCAGCUCGACCCUCAGAACCAAGUGAACCUGCGACGCCGGCAAUGCUCAUGCGCAUUCAACGGUCACCGCUUUCGACCAGUCAAACAGUCCCGCGAUCGAAUUUCACUAUCUCGGAACCCCAUGACGACGUAAUGGAAGAUGUGGUCCUCCCCGAGGCCGCAGCUUCGCUGGCUCCUUUUACAAGACCGCAGGUGGCCCGUAUCGAAACUACGGUGCAGGCAAACUCAGCUUCGUCAGAAAUCUCAGGAAGUACGACUCCAGCUCUUGAGCCGAAAUCUGCUCCGGUCGUUAACCGAAACACCUCCUUGGCUCCCAGCCCUCGCUCAAUUGCCAUGCCUUCGCCAAGCGGCCCACUGCCCAAGAAAUCGGACACACCUAAACUCGGUCCGAUAGGGCGGAAGCGACAGAGCUUAAGUUCCUCGCAAGCUAGUCCCAGCCUGCGUCCCAAAAUUAGUCCUAGCAUCCAACCGCUAGUCCGUGGAGACGGUAGGUAUUCCCUUGCCUCACCAUUAGUUUACGACUCAGCUGAUCGGAUUCUGCUUCCAGCAAUAUCGAGCGAAACAUCGGCUCUGUACUUGGCAUCGAAGUCGAACUAUCAGCACAUUCUGGACGGCACCCUUCUGCCUGGCGUCUCCUAUCCCGAGACCUUAGCAGAGAAUCUCAGCUCGAAGCGGACCAACCACAAAUUGGCCGAACAGGGACGAAGAAACCGCAUCAACAACGCACUCAAGGAAAUAGAGACACUCAUUCCUCCGUCAUACAUCCAAAUGAAACAUGCUAAGGAGGCCGCUGCCUGUCCCCUCAAGGGAGCUGACAAUGAAAAAGAAAAAGAAAAAGAAAAAGCCAAUAAUCAACCGAUCAGCAAGGCCAGCACGGUGGAGAUGGCAAUUGAUUACAUCAAGAGCCUUCAGCAGGAGCUUGAAGAGACUAAGGACAAGCUGAAUGCCGCGGAGAGUCGUUUGCGAAACUCGGAAGCCAAGUCGAAGCAGGCCAACGCAACCGCAGGCGUGGAGAAUUGAUUCUUCGCCUCAGGUAGAUAUCGAGAUUGUAAGCUGUAUUCCCGGUGGCGGUCUCUGCCCCCCAGCAAUAUGAUAUCCUGAGGGUUGCAUACUGCUACUGAACAGGAAAGGUAUAUGACAAGAAGAGAAGUUCUAUUUACACCUACAUAUAUGGUGUAGCUUGUGGGAUGUGCUUUGUAGCCUUCUCCCAGGAAUCUUGUUUCGUUACAUGGUGUGGUGAACGUCUGAUCCGGCGUACCCGGGUACAUGUCUCGCUUACGGAGACAAUGGGGAAUUACUGAAUAUAGGGCAUAUGAAGUGGCAUCGGUGGGUAGAAAUAUAUUAC
Molecule: messenger RNA, 2981 nt
Organism: Aspergillus uvarum CBS 121591
Lineage: Eukaryota; Fungi; Ascomycota; Eurotiomycetes; Eurotiales; Aspergillaceae
Product: phosphate-sensing transcription factor PHO4
Exons: 3
Coding region: 500-2656 (718 amino acids)
Molecular function (GO): protein dimerization activity
Source: RefSeq, a predicted model, not a curated record